AUGGCUGCUAAAUCCCAGUUGCCGACCGUCAACACGCCUGUGUCCGCGGAGCCUUCCAAGGCCGCCAUGCACCCGGCUUUCUACAUCGCUACCUGGAUUGCUCUCAGUUCCGGUGUGAUCAUCUUCAACAAGUGGAUUCUCCAUACCGCUGGAUUCAAUUUCCCCAUCUUCCUGACCACAUGGCAUCUCGUUUUCGCUACCAUCAUGACCCGCCUCAUGGCGCGGUUCACUACUUUGCUCGACUCCCGUCACCAGGUGCCCAUGACCUCUCGCGUAUACAUGCGUGCCAUUGUCCCCAUUGGCGCAUUCUUCUCUCUCAGUCUGAUCUGCGGCAACCUCGCCUAUCUCUACCUCAGUGUGUCCUUUAUCCAGAUGCUCAAGGCCACCAACUCUGUGGCUACACUGCUUGCUACCUGGGCCAUGGGCAUUGCGCCGGUGAAGCUCAGCCUGCUCGGAAACAUUUCUUUCAUCGUCCUCGGUGUUAUCAUCGCCUCCAUUGGUGAAAUCAAAUUCACCAUGAUCGGUUUCAUCUGCCAGUUCUUCGCGACCAUCUUCGAGUCUGUCCGUCUGGUUAUGGUUCAGCGCCUGCUCAGCUCUGCCGAAUUCAAGAUGGACCCCCUGGUUUCCCUCUACUACUUCGCACCUGCUUGCGCCGUCAUGAACGCCGUCGUCACUGCGGUUGUCGAGCUCCCCUCGCUGCACAUGUCGGACAUCUACCAACUCGGCAUGGGUACUCUGCUCCUUAACGCCGCCGUUGCUUUCGGGCUCAACGUUGCUGUCGUCUUCCUGAUUGGCAAAACCUCCGCCCUCGUCCUUACUCUGUCCGGAGUCCUCAAGGACAUCCUCCUUGUCGUUGCCUCCAUGGUCAUCUUCCGCGAUCCCGUUACUCCUCUCCAGGCCUUCGGAUACGCCAUCGCCCUUGGUGGUCUGGUGUACUACAAGCUUGGAAAGGACGGUGUCAACAACCUUCUGGCCCAGGUGCGGUACCAGCUGCUUGGUGGCCCCCGCCCCGAGAACUAG
Messenger RNA from Aspergillus luchuensis, 1020 nucleotides. RefSeq lists its product as uncharacterized. Gene Ontology annotation, cellular component: trans-Golgi network; endosome; Golgi apparatus. Gene Ontology annotation, molecular function: antiporter activity. The record is from RefSeq and is a predicted model, not a curated record. The transcript is spliced from 8 exons. The coding region runs from base 1 to 1020 and encodes 339 amino acids. NCBI's taxonomy places the organism in Eukaryota, Fungi, Ascomycota, Eurotiomycetes, Eurotiales, Aspergillaceae.